UAGGCAGAGAGGAGACUUAAUCACAAUGUUUAAAAUUUUAAAUAAUGACUACGGGCUUGACCAAUUCUCUCUUUUCGAUCCCACCAGGUUGCAACACCUUAGAGGACAUAGCAGGAGAGUUCAAAAGCCCAGAAGAAAUCAUAUUGCUGCUGAGUACUGGUUCUCACAUCGAGUCAUAAACUCCUGGAACCGACUCCCAGAAGAGGUGGUGUCUGCAACCCCAACUGAUCGGUUCAAGAAGGGCUUGGACAACCACAGAAAUUUACUGAAAAGGAUUGACAUAUGCUAUAAGCCUUCUAUCUUCAACCAAUAAAUCUGAAUCUGAAAUUCAUGCGGGAAUUACGAAACAUCGCGUUAAUUGAAGGUUUUUACCCAUUUGUCUCAGGAGCGGAAAUGACAAAUUACCCAUGUUUCGAACGAAAAACUUAUCCAGUUUCUCCACUUAGAAUGAAGAGUAAGAAAAGAGAAUGCAAUAGAAAACGUAAAGCGAAACCACUUUCUUGGGAAGAACAACUAAGCAGGCAGAUUCAGUUUGUGGAUGUCCACCCAGAGGCUAAUGAAACUUCUCUUGCAGUUGAUGAAGAGUCAGUUGAUGUUACGAUUAUAAGAACUAAUUCGUCACAUGUUUCAAAACAUGGUGGCCUUCGAAAACCAUUCGUAUCAAAACGUUUUGAGGCAGAGUCUGUAAUAGAUUACAAUCAGUUGUGGGUUUCUGGUGAAGAACUUCUAUCUCACAGCAGCAUACGUAAACACCGUGAAGCCGCUCAUAAUUGUGAAGCAGUCAUAUGAGUUCCCAUUGUAUGAGAACUAAUUCUCAUUGUAUUCAACUAUUUCACGAGUUACAUGGAUUCUCUCUCUCACUGUCUAUAUAUAUAUAUAUAUAUAUA
Trichobilharzia regenti is the source of this 887-nucleotide messenger RNA. NCBI's taxonomy places the organism in Eukaryota, Metazoa, Platyhelminthes, Trematoda, Strigeidida, Schistosomatidae. The record is from the annotation of a GenBank genome assembly.